Phalaenopsis equestris is the source of this 1557-nucleotide messenger RNA. RefSeq names its product xylulose kinase-like. The record is from RefSeq and is a predicted model, not a curated record. Gene Ontology annotation, cellular component: cytosol. NCBI's taxonomy places the organism in Eukaryota, Viridiplantae, Streptophyta, Magnoliopsida, Asparagales, Orchidaceae. Gene Ontology annotation, molecular function: D-xylulokinase activity. Gene Ontology annotation, biological process: xylulose metabolic process.
AUAUAUUAAUUCAUUCAUUCCACGCUAUUUUUCCACACACACACACACAACAGAAGGAAGGGGAGGACGAGUUGCAGAAGAGCGAGAUCAGAGGGCGGUCGCCGGCAAUGAUCUUCCCCAACUAAAAACAACUGUGGUCAAAAUUUCCAAUUUCGGAAGAUUAGAAUAGCAAUUAAUAUGCGUUCUGAUCUUAUCCAUUCUACCAUUUUGCUCGUCCCUUAUUUACUAAAUCCAGCGUGAAGAUUAUCGGCAUUUACUCGGUCCCUCAGGAUUCACGGGCUUAAAAGCGGCUGCCAAACAUCCCCCGAAUUCGAGUUUCGAUCGAUCGAAGAGCAGAGCAGAGAAGCGAAGAUGACGGGCUCAUCUCUCCCCGACGAUUCCCUUUUCCUCGGCCUCGACAGCUCCACCCAGUCACUGAAGGCAACCGUGCUUGAUUCAGACCUCGCCAUUGUCGCAUCAGAAGCUGUUCAUUUCGACUCUCACCUGCCCCACUACAAGACCCGAGAUGGAGUCUACAGAGACCCCUCCGAUAACGGCAGGAUCGUCUCCCCCACAUUGAUGUGGGUGGAGGCACUGGAUCUCCUCCUCCAAACCCUCCAAUCCAAAAUCGAUUUCCGAAGGGUUUCCGCGAUUUCUGGAAGCGGACAGCAGCACGGAAGCGUUUAUUGGAAGAGGGGGAGUUCCGCCAUCUUGGCUGCGUUGGAUCACACUAAAACCCUAGCGGAUCAGCUCGUCGAUGCCUUCUCUGCAUCGGAAUCCCCGAUCUGGAUGGACAGCAGCACCACGUCGCAGUGCAGGGAGAUUGAGGAGGCUGUGGGAGGGGCGAUGGAGUUGGCGAGACUUACGGGAUCGCGCGCCUACGAGAGAUACACGGGGCCGCAGAUUCGGAAGCUGGAGCAGAGGAAGGAGGUUUAUGAUAAUACUGAGAGGAUCUCUCUUGUUAGUUCAUUCAUGGCGUCUAUUCUUAUUGGAGGGUAUGCUUGUAUUGAUCACACUGAUGCAGCGAUGGACAUCGAGCACAGAGUUUGGUCCAAAAUGGCGUUGGAGGCCACAGCGCCGGGUUUGCAAGAGAAGCUGGGGAAGUUGGCACCACCGCAUGCAGUUGCUGGAUUGAUAGCUCCUUAUUUUGUGCAGAGGUUUCAGUUCAAGGAGGACUGCUUGGUUAUUCAGUGGUCUGGAGACAAUCCAAAUAGUUUGGCAGGAUUGACCCUGAAUACUCCAGGUGAUCUAGCAAUAAGCCUUGGAACAAGUGAUACAGUCUUUGGAAUAACAACCGAGCUAAAGCCCAGCCUUGAAGGGCAUGUUUUUCCAAACCCUGUUGACCCAGAAUGCUAUAUGGUUAUGCUUGUCUAUAAAAAUGGAUCUCUUACACGAGAAGAUGUACGCAACAAUCAUGCCGAGCAGUCUUGGGAAGUGUUCAACAAGCAUCUGGAGAACACGCCUCCUUUAAAUGGUGGAAAAAUAGGAUUCUACUACAAGGAGCAUGAAAUAGUACCUCCCAUGCCUGGUAAUUUUGCAUUUAAAUCAAAAUUUCAUAAUAUAGCAAUCUAAUUUCAU